GUUGAGCCGAUUAAACAAAUUCUAAUGGCUUGAGAGCGUCAUCUGCAGGACUCGUCUCCAUCUCCUUCACUCGCGAUAGAAGAAGCGUGCCUGCCUGAGUGAAUUUUUGGUUUCCGAAUAAAACUAACGGAAUUGAUCAUAGAUUCGAAUCAAGAUGGCGACUCCACCGAUAAUUAAAAUUCUCAGGUGUCUGUGCAUCGGCAUUAUCAACACGUCAUUGAUAGUGUGAUCCGCAAUAUGUCUGGGACUUUUUUGGACGCAGGGAUAGAUCAAAGUGUCCUUGUCGAUUUGGGUGUCCAGUGGCGAAAAAAUUUAGCUGAAAUGGGAACUGUGACGGAUUUCAAGGACAACAGGGUCAUUGAGGAGAGCGAAAUCCCAUCGACAUCAGCGGGGCCUUCAAUGAACGAUAUAGCGAAAGGGGAUGUUGUCUACAUCCUUCCACCCGCGCAGACUGUCGGUGUUCCUGUACUUAUCCAACCUGUCAGUGAGGAUGGGCCGAGUGUAACUGUCACGGUCCCGGUGGCAGCUCUACAUGGAGGAAUAUUACGGCAAAUCAUUUCCGUGCCCGGAAUGUUUGAAAUUUCGGGCGAGCAAGAUUUCACUACGGUCGUACAAGCCAGAGUGAAUGAAGAAUUGCGCAAGCGUGGGCUCCGAAUUAUCAAAGGGCGAGUACCCAAGAAGAGCGGAGGGAUUGGACAUCGUGGACGUGGAGGGAGGGGUGUUGCUAGAGGGAGAGGACGCGGCCGUGGUCGUGGUCGAUCUAGCAAAUUUGCUACCAGUUCCACUAGCGAUGAAGAUGAAAGCGAUGUGGAUGAUGAAGAGGAAAUUGAGCGUAAGCCUGCUGGUCGCGGAGGAAGGGGCGGUGCUAGAGGGAGGGGACGCGGUCGUGGUCGUAGCCGGGGUCGACCUAGCAAAAUUGAUACUCGUGAGUCAAGCGAUAAAGAAGACGACGACAUGGAUGAUGACCAGGGUAUUAAGCUUCAGCCUGGUCGUGGAGGGAGAGGUACUGCUAGAGGGAGGGGCCGUGGUCGCGGUCGAGGUCAAGGUCGACCCAGCAAAAUUGAAACUCGAGACGCAAGCGACAAUGAAGACACGAGCGAUAAAGAAGAAAACGACAUUGAUGAUAAGCAAGAAAUUGAGCCUCAAAUUGGUCGUGGUCGUGGUGAAUCAAGCAAAAUUGCUACUCCUGACACGAGCGAUGAAGAUGAAAGCGAUGUGGAUGAUGAAGAGGAAAUUGAGCAUAAGCCUGGUCGUGGAGGAGAGGGUUCUGCUAGAGGGAGGGGGCGUGGUCGUGGCCGGAAACGUCCUCUUGAAAAAGAACAAUUCCCAACGGAUUUGUUAGCCUAUUUGGACGAAGUAAGGAGAAAUAUGUAUGCUACAGGUGCAGCCGACUGGCUGAUUCGCCAGAUUGAAGAGACCAUCCGGGAAGAAACAGCGUCGUUAGCGAUGUCAUCAUUAGGUCAAGGGGGACCUAGCCAAAUUGAAACUCGAGACACAAGCGACAAUAAAGACAUGAGCGAUAAAGAAGAAAACGACACGGAUGAUAAGCAAGAAAUUGAGCCUCAAAUUGGUCAUGGUCGUGGUGGAUCAAGCAAAAUUGCCGCUCGUGACACGAGCGAUAAAGAAGAAAACGACAUGGACGAUGAGCAAGAAAUUAUGCGUCAGACUGGUCGUGGAGGAAAGGGCGCUGCUAGAGGGAGGGGACGCGGUCGUGGUCGAUCUGGUAAAAUUGCUGCUCGCGCCACAAGCGACAAAGACGAAAGCGAUGUGGAUGAGCAACAUGAGAUUAAGUUUGAGCCUCGUCGUGGAGGGAGAGGUGCUGGAAGAUGGAGGGGGCGUGGUCGUGGUCGUGGCCGGAAACGUCCUCUUGAAGGCGAGCAAAUCCCUCAGCUGGAUGGUGGACUCGAUUCAAAGUUGGAUGCCGAAGACAUGGGUUGUGUCGAUGAAGAGGAAGAAGAACUUAACAAGGCUGCAAUCGAAUACCUAGCCGAACAACGGGAAAAGAUGUAUACUCAGGAUAACUUGAUCAUUUGCCAGUAUGCACAGAUCAUCCGGAGAGGAUCCUCAUGGAAAUUCAUCGUCAAAGAUGGCAUCAUGAAGAUCAACGGAAAAGACUACGUCUUCGGUUUUGGAAAGGGCGAAGCUCCGGAAGUUAAACCGGUUGGAUGGGUGCCUCCGAUUCCGAAGGCGACUGCGCUGGAUAGUCUUCCCGUGGCGGAAGCGGUACCCACGGUCUCGUCAGCAAUGCUCCCAGCCAACUUCGAACUUCCACCCGGCUUUUCUAGUGUUACUUUCCAAAUCUAAUCCCUUUUUCACCCAACUCUGAAAGACCACUAUUUUUAUUAUUUCUUGUGGUCCUAACUUUUAUUUCUUUUACAAUAUGUUACUGAUCCAUUUUGUUUACCGUUUUUCCCACUUUGUUUAACAUUUUGGCAGUAAUUAUAAACAAUGUUUUGUUGAUCUUA
Messenger RNA from Folsomia candida, 2465 nucleotides. Its product is annotated as ABC transporter F family member 4-like. Lineage: Eukaryota; Metazoa; Arthropoda; Collembola; Entomobryomorpha; Isotomidae. Gene Ontology annotation, biological process: transcription initiation at RNA polymerase II promoter; transcription by RNA polymerase II. The record is from RefSeq and is a predicted model, not a curated record. The coding region runs from base 238 to 2304 and encodes 688 amino acids. The transcript is spliced from 8 exons. Gene Ontology annotation, cellular component: transcription factor TFIIA complex.